AUGUUCAACCUUCAAUGUACAUCUACACAAUUAUAUUAUUUAUUUAUAGGAAAUUGUUAUGCUCAAGUUUUAUUACAACAUAUUAACAUUAGAUGGUUAAGUUUACUGCCUUCAAUCGAACGAUUAAUUGAAACAUAUGAGCCAUUAAAACUUUAUUUUUUAAAUGACCAAACAAAAACAAAAAAACUCCCUGCAGCAACCGACAACACACAACUUUUAACAUCAUUUUUUAACAACCCCGAUGGAUUGUGUACUUUAAAAUUUUUAGAAAAUGUAUUAGUUGAUAUUCAACAAGUUGAAUUAAAUCUACAACGUACAUGGACAACAGCUGUAGAUCUAUAUCGUAUCAUUACCAAUUUAAUGAAAAAAUUAGAGCAAAGAUUAAAUGAUAAAUAUUUUGGAAGUAAAACAUGUUGA
Molecule: messenger RNA, 417 nt
Organism: Rotaria socialis
Lineage: Eukaryota; Metazoa; Rotifera; Eurotatoria; Philodinida; Philodinidae
Source: the annotation of a GenBank genome assembly